Trichomonas vaginalis G3 is the source of this 1095-nucleotide messenger RNA. RefSeq lists its product as uncharacterized. NCBI's taxonomy places the organism in Eukaryota, Parabasalia, Trichomonadida, Trichomonadidae. The transcript has a single exon. The record is from RefSeq and is a predicted model, not a curated record. Bases 1 to 1095 code for a protein of 364 amino acids.
AUGAAUAAACCUACGAAUUUUACAAUUCAUGAACAGAUAGAAAUUGAAAAACGAUCAGCAUCGCAAUUUAGUGACAAUGUAUUCACCAAAUGCAAUAUAGUUAUAACAAAUAAAUUCGUAGAUGGAUUUGCACAAUCGUUACUUAACUGGAUUUCAUUUUACUUCCUCGGUAACGCAAUGGUAUUCGUUUUCCUUAUCCUACCCUUUAUAUUCUUUGUUCAUGCUUCCGGAAAACAGCGAAAAAUGCAAGAAUUAUAUCAAAAAAUUUGUGCUAGCAUAUUAAAUUUUCUCGUAUUAUCAUGUUUUUGUGUGAGUUCUACUCCAUUAUUAGCUAGAUUGAUAAAAUCAGAGUCUCCGUGCGUUGAAGCGAUUCAUGGUACUUUAGUUCCUUUCGGAUCCAAUUAUCAAUGUCCAUCUUUCAAUGUGGUUUUUGCUGGGGCGUUAGGGUUAUAUCUAUUUAACGUUAACGUUAAAACUAAGUCAGAAGAUGAAUUCGAACUUCAUUCAUCAAUCAAAGCCAAAAUCGUUGCAUUCCUCAACAAAGCAUUUCUCAAGAUAUUAUCCGUUUUAUACAUUUCAUUCUUCUAUUACUCAGAUAUAAUUUACGGAAAAUCUUCUAUCAUCCAGGCAACUUUUUCUGUAUGCUACGGUUUAUUUUUAAGCUUCUUAGUAGAAGAAUUACCUAUUUUAAUCAUACUUAUUAUCUUUGCUUUGUUAUUUAUCGGCGGAAUUUUUUAUUUGGUAUUUACAAAAGAUCCAACGUAUUUUCCGAGUGUUUACGAUGACUCUAAGAGAACCGUUUAUUAUGGUUUUAGCUACAUUAUCUAUACUUCUUUCUUAUUAAUCCGAUUUGUAAUUUAUAAGAAGGGAAAAAAGGUCGGAUCAAGAAUUUUACAGUCCGAAGAUAAUUCUGGAGUUUCUUCAGAGACAGGGGAAGCUAUGUUUGCUGAAUUAGACAAUUCGGAACAGAUAGAAGACUUAAAAGAUAUGCUAUCAAGGGAUAUUAUCGAUUAUUCGAUUGGAUUUGCAGAAUUCGCAGUCUGUUUAACCCUUAUUGAUCUUCAUCGGAUAAUUCAAGAUUUUUCUAAGAAAUAA